GGGAUCUCCAAGCUGGGAAGCGAGCACCUGUAGUUACCAUGGACAAGCUGGAUACACUUCUCAAAGAGACAGAGCUGCUUGCACGGCACAUGUCCUCUUAUCAACACGAAUUACCCCCUGAUCUAGAUUCUGCCUCAAAAGUUAGUGAGGAAGCUAAGAAUGAGUUAAUACAGGAGUGUGAAGACCUCUGGACAGAAAUGAAACAGUGCCAGAAUAAGCUGAUGGUUCUAGAUGCAGAGACAUUACCGGAGUCUGAUGUGCAGCUGCAUCUGCUUAUGCUGAAAGUAAAGGCCCUAACAGCAGAAUGUGAACAGUGGCAAAAUAAGACGCCAGACAUAAUCUCCCAGAACCAGGAUAUUCUGCUAGCCGCUGGAAAAGAAGAGCUGAAAACAACUGAUCAGGAGCUUGAAAUGAUGCUUUCCAACGUUCGAGCCAAGAACAAGAAACUGAAGACUGAUCUGGAGAAAGAAGAACACUGGUUGGAUGAACAGCAGAAGGCAGUGGAUGCGCUCACGGCCAAGCUAGAGGAGCUGAACAAUCAGGCAUCCAAUAUUUCCCAAAGCAGUGUACAUGAGAAGCUAAAAACUAGGCUUCAGAAAGUGGGAUCCUACAGGGAUGAAUUAUUAACUGCACUUGGAGACUUUCUAUCUGAAAACUUCCCUCUUCUGGAGGAACCGGAUAAGAGGGUAAAGAGGAAAAAGGGUGCAGCUGAAUCAGCACAAGUAGAAUGGAUACCAUUAGCAGAUAUUUUAGAGGCCCUCAUCAGCAAAAAUUUUGGAUUCUCCUCAUGAUCCUUACAUUAGAAUUAAAGAGGAAUUUUGGCCACCUUAUAUUGAAAUGUUACUCCGAUAUGGAAUUGCAUUGCGCCAUCCUGAAGAUCCAAACAAAAUACGUCUAGAAGCUUUCCAUCAAUGA
Molecule: messenger RNA, 915 nt
Organism: Staurois parvus
Lineage: Eukaryota; Metazoa; Chordata; Amphibia; Anura; Ranidae
Source: the annotation of a GenBank genome assembly